CAACGAGCAGUUGGCCGAGCAGACCCAGACCCUGGCUGAGCAGCGCGACGCCAUGGAUCGCAAGAAUAUCGAGCUGAACCAGGCCCAACUGGAGCUGGAAGACCGCGCCGAAGAGUUGCAGCGUUCAAGCAAAUACAAGUCCGAAUUCCUCGCCAACAUGUCCCACGAGCUGCGUACGCCACUCAAUAGUUCACUGAUCCUGGCCAAAUUGCUGGCGGAAAACCCCCAGGAAAACCUCAGUGCCGAGCAGGUCAAGUUUGCCGAGUCGAUCUACUCGGCGGGCAACGAUCUGCUUAACCUGAUCAACGACAUCCUGGAUAUUUCCAAGGUCGAAGCCGGCAAGCUCGAAGUACGCCCGGAAAAUUCCAGCGUGGCACGUCUGGUGGACGGUCUGCGGGGGAUGUUCGAACCGCUGGCGUCCGAUCGCAAGCUGGGUUUCCAGGUGGAGGUGCAAGAGGGGGCGCCGGCCAUGCUGUUCACCGACCGCCAGCGUCUGGAGCAGAUCCUCAAGAAUCUGCUGUCCAACGCGAUCAAGUUCACCGAGCAGGGCCAGGUGAGCCUGUCGGUGUCCGGCGCGGCCGAAGGCGGGAUUGUAUUCACGGUGCGCGAUUCCGGGAUCGGCAUCGCCCCGGACCAGCAAGAGAGCAUCUUCGAAGCCUUCCGCCAGGCCGACGGCACCACCAACCGCCGUUACGGCGGCACGGGCUUGGGCCUGUCGAUUUCCCGCGACCUGGCCACCUUGCUCGGUGGUUCGAUCCACGUCACCAGCGAACCGGGCAAGGGCAGUGUGUUUACCCUGACGUUGCCGGAACAGUACAAGAUGCUCAAGACCGCCCGCAGCCGCGACAAGGUGUUCGAAGGGCGCAAAAUCCUGUUGGUAGACGACGAUGUACGCAACAUCUUCGCCCUGACCAGCGCCUUGGAGCACAAAGGCGCGGUGGUGGUGAUCGGGCGUAACGGCCGUGAAGCCAUCGACCGCCUCAAUGAGGUCGAGGACAUCGACUUGGUGCUGAUGGACGUGAUGAUGCCGGAGAUGGACGGCUACGAGGCCACGGCGCUGAUCCGCCAGGACCCGCGCUGGAAGAAGCUGCCGAUCAUCGCUGUGACUGCCAAGGCCAUGAAAGACGACCAGGAGCGCUGCCUCGCGGCCGGCUCCAAUGAUUACCUGGCCAAACCGAUCGACUUGGAUCGUCUGUUCUCGUUGAUUCGCGUAUGGCUGCCGAAGAUGGAACGCAUUUAAGUGGAGCGAAGUUUUUUGGAAAAA
Closterium sp. NIES-67 is the source of this 1264-nucleotide messenger RNA. NCBI's taxonomy places the organism in Eukaryota, Viridiplantae, Streptophyta, Zygnematophyceae, Desmidiales, Closteriaceae. The record is from the annotation of a GenBank genome assembly.